This is a messenger RNA of Boleophthalmus pectinirostris (great blue-spotted mudskipper), 2535 nucleotides long. RefSeq names its product cyclin I family, member 2 (gene ccni2). The record is from RefSeq and is a predicted model, not a curated record. Gene Ontology annotation, biological process: mitotic cell cycle phase transition; regulation of cyclin-dependent protein serine/threonine kinase activity. The coding region runs from base 383 to 1393 and encodes 336 amino acids. Gene Ontology annotation, cellular component: cyclin-dependent protein kinase holoenzyme complex; nucleus; cytoplasm. Lineage: Eukaryota; Metazoa; Chordata; Actinopteri; Gobiiformes; Gobiidae. Gene Ontology annotation, molecular function: cyclin-dependent protein serine/threonine kinase regulator activity. The transcript is spliced from 7 exons.
ACGUCACUGAGGGGGCGGCGUCCUGGCGUUCAAAACAGAGCCUGCCCUCAAUCCCUUUCUUAUUUCUCCUCUCCCGUCCAUUUUUGCGCUUAUUUUUACCCACUUUUCGAUGAUUUGAAUUUCUUAGAGCCUUUUUAGUUUUUGAUCACUUAUUAAUUCCAAUAUAAUGCGGCUGAUUUCUGUUUUUGCACCGCGUAACACCCAAAUCCCCCUCUUCGCUUUCUCUUCUGACAUCCUCCCCGUAUUUGUUUGCUCGCUGCUUUCGGUGAAAAUGGACGAAUAAAAGCCGUAUAAAUGCGCCUACCGUCGAUGAGAUACUCGGCUUUUGACAUCGAAGAGGUGUGCGUGCCCUGGGUGCAGCCUGGCCUGUGCUGUGGAGGUGAUGAAGUUCCCUGGUCCUGUGGAGAACCGGCGCCUCCUGACUCUUCUGGAGGCUGCCCUGCACCGGGAAGCUCGCCUCUGGAAGGUCCCAGUCUACAAGAACGGGCUCAUCCAGGGCACUGACACCUCUUCAGCCCAGCACCAGGAGGUGAUCCGAUGGGUCGGGGAGAUGAGCCGCUGCUUCCGCUUCUGCCCCGAGACCUUCGCUUUGGGCGUGUGCAUCCUCCACCGCAUGCUGUCCACUGUCAAGGCCCAGCCAAAAUACCUGAAGUGCAUGGCGUUCACCUCUCUGAUCCUGGCUGCCAAAAUUAACGAGGAAGAUGAGGUCAUUGGCUGUGUGAAGGACCUGGUUGUGCUGAGCGGCUGCAGCUUCUCCACAGCAGAGAUCCUUCGCAUGGAGCGCAUCAUUCUGGACAAACUGCACUGGGACCUGUACACCGCCACACCAGUGGACUUCAUUCACAUCUUCCACGCCCUGCUGGUUUCGGGACAGCCCUUCCUCAUCCCGUCCAUCGGCCUGGGCUCCGGGGUGGCCCAUCAGAACAGACCCUCGGGCCUCCAGGGGGCGCUGUGGACCAGGCAGGUGCAGCACUGUAUGGCCUGCCACCAGCUCUGGCAGUUCAAGGGCUCCACGUUGGCUUUGGCCAUCAUCACUUUGGAGCUGGAGGCGCUCACCCCCGACUGGUUCUCCAUCUGCAACGAUCUGAUGAAGAAGGCACAGGUGGACAGUGGCGAGUUGAUCCACUGCAGGGAGACGGUGGACGAGUACCUCCACAGUCUGGAGUUCUCCCUGUCCACAAACGCUGUCUACAUCCUGGACACGGCUCAGAUCGGGGAGACAGAGAGGCCAGGGGCACGCAGGGGGAGGGGCCAACGCGACCAGGGCGAGCACGACGACUACUACGACGGUUUCGGGUGCUUGUACAGCGAGGAGAUGAUGCCCGAUUCUAGCAACGGAGUGUCUAUGAAAAACGUGUCCCCCUGCCCACCACUCCACCCUCCCGUCAUCUAAAGGAGGAAUACACUGUCCAAUUCUUAGUCGGAAAUUACAUUCACUUACUAUGAAGGUCCAAAAGUUAAGGUUUGAACGACCAUAGGUUACCUACCUGUCGUGUUUUUGAACCAGUGACCAAUUAAGCGUCUUGGUCAGAUUUUAGUUUUAGGUUUGUUUUGUGUUUUUUUUUUUUAAUUUGUGAAUCCUUUGUACGUGUUGGCAGCCAAUUUUCUUUGACUAGAGAGAUGGGUGUGUUAAACUCUGAUGCUACAAAACAGGAAAACCUUAGACUGAAUGUUUCACUUUGAGACAGGGCUGCAAUGGUCCAUCCCAGCUGUUAACCUGUUCACCUUUUUGUAUUUUUAAUCUACCUUUUGAACCCAGAGACGGUUUUGUUUUAAUGUGAAGCUAAUCGAUAAGUGGAACGCGUGGUUAUUAUGUUCUGAGAGUCGAUCCAGAUUUAGUUUGUGGUGCUCCGGUUCUCCCCGAGCCUAACAGCACUUUCAGAGAAAUACAAGCUUUUUUAUUAUAAAACUAUAUUUUUUCAGAAGUCUUUAAUGUUAUUUUAACCUUUUACUUCCUUUUACUUAACAUUUGCGCGUUUCUGUACUCGUUACGUUUGGAAAAGCUUUACUUUCAUAACAAAUGCUGCACAAACUCACUGUUGUCCGGUUACACCUGUCACUUUCAAAGACUUAGAUGAGGGGUUAGCUCCAGAUGAACUGGCAUCAUGAGAUUCACAUCUUCAUGAUCAGCAUCGGUAGAACACACUCUUAGAUCCUAGUGUUUAGUAUUCCUGCAUUAACAAUAUUUAAAACUUAAGUUAAAACAUGUUAUGUCUGUUCCCAUAAAGGGGACAUUUAAUUUAAUCUGCUUUUAUUUAGCACAAUCUGUAUCUUUGCUUUUAAAAAGAAAACGAUGGAAACACAAUAUGAUCAGUGAAACUGCAUUUGUGUUGUCUCUGUUGAAGGUCUUCACUCCAAACUCUAAAGACAUUUGAUGUAAUUUUCUGCUUGACCUCAGCGUGAACUGGUUACUGUUCCAAACUGUUGCUCCACUCGUCAGUUUACUUUGUCUUCAACAUGUUUCUUCCAAUACAAAGGCAGCUAUUCUUUGUUUCCAUGAAAAAAACAAUAAAGCUGAGACUUAAAAAGUCAAAA